This is a messenger RNA of Psammomys obesus (fat sand rat), 1510 nucleotides long. RefSeq names its product BARX homeobox 2 (gene Barx2). Gene Ontology annotation, molecular function: RNA polymerase II transcription regulatory region sequence-specific DNA binding; DNA-binding transcription factor activity, RNA polymerase II-specific. The coding region runs from base 171 to 1028 and encodes 285 amino acids. Gene Ontology annotation, cellular component: nucleus. Lineage: Eukaryota; Metazoa; Chordata; Mammalia; Rodentia; Muridae. The record is from RefSeq and is a predicted model, not a curated record. Gene Ontology annotation, biological process: regulation of transcription by RNA polymerase II. The transcript has 4 exons.
AGGCGCGCCCCGUGCCCGCUCUAGUUCGCGCGCCUCCCCGGGCCCCGCCGCCCCUCCGGCUGCCGUGGAGCGGGGCUCGGGCCCCAGCCUGCGCGCCCGGCACCCGCGGCUCCGGACGACCCGGCGGCGCUCGGCCCGCUCAGGUCGCCAGGAUCCGGUCCCGGCUCACCAUGCACUGCCACGCGGAACUGAGGUUGAGCUCACCCGGCCAGCUCAAAGCAGCCAGGCGGCGCUACAAGACUUUCAUGAUCGAUGAGAUCCUCUCCAAGGAGACCUGCGACUACUUUGAGAAACUUUCUCUCUACUCUGUGUGCCCGUCUCUGGUGGUGCGACCCAAGCCCCUGCACUCUUGCACCGGCUCUCCUUCCCUACGGGCGUAUCCUCUCCUGUCUGUGAUCACCCGACAGCCCACAGUCAUCUCCCACCUGGUUCCCACUGGCCCCGGAAUCACCCCAGUGUUAUCUCGCCAUCCAGUCACCGAGGCUGCUGCUGCUGCUGCUGCUGCUGCUGCUGAGACCCCUGGUGGUGAGGCAUUAGCCAGCAGUGAAUCUGAGACAGAACAGCCCACACCCCGGCAGAAGAAACCACGCAGGAGUCGCACCAUUUUCACAGAGCUGCAGCUCAUGGGUCUGGAGAAGAAAUUUCAGAAGCAGAAGUAUUUGUCUACCCCAGACAGGUUGGACUUGGCCCAGUCUCUGGGACUCACUCAGCUACAAGUGAAGACUUGGUAUCAGAACCGCAGGAUGAAAUGGAAGAAGAUGGUCCUUAAAGGUGGACAGGAAGCACCCACAAAACCUAAGGGGCGCCCCAAGAAGAACUCCAUUCCCACAUCAGAGGAGAUUGAAGCUGAAGAGAAGAUGAAUAGCCAGGCCCAGGGCCAAGAGCAGCUGGAGCCCUUGCAGGGACACGAGGAGUCCUGUGAUAUCCAGGAGCCCAAAGCAUGCAGUGUCCCCUUGGAGGUGGCAGAACCACCUCACCAGCCCCAGGAGUUGCCGGAAGCUUCCUCUGAACCCCCACCAUUAAGCUAAAAUAAAGUUCUGUGGGGGAAGGGGGAGACUGGGAGGAAGGGAAGAGAGAAGGCAAGGAGACGUUGAAAGGACAGAAGACCUCUAAAGACAGCAAGGUGUAGGUAGAAGAGCGCUGCCUGUCUCCCUCCUCCCAGUGGCAUUCUCUUCCUGAGCAUUUGAUGAAGAUUUGCUCGCGUGGGACUUGCCCUUCUUGCAAGGCUGUGUUAGCCACAGAUACCCUUGAGUAAGGGAGAUAGCGCUUUGGAGCUGAUUCCCGGGCUUGGGUGAUGGCUGUGGGGUUGGGUACAGCAGUUUGUCAGUGUGGCAGGCUGGGCUGGCCUGCAGUGAGGGUGGUUCUUCUUCCUCCCUGCUCCCCUCUGGGCAGCUGGUCAGAGAAGCAGAGAGAGGUAGGUGGAAGUGCUUGGGAGGCUUACCCAAGCUCCUUGCCGACUCAGCGCUUAUUUCUGUAGUUUUAAGAGAAUUGAAUGUUUUUGGAUUUUUGU